Messenger RNA from Aspergillus niger, 405 nucleotides. RefSeq lists its product as hypothetical. The transcript has 3 exons. The record is from RefSeq and is a predicted model, not a curated record. Lineage: Eukaryota; Fungi; Ascomycota; Eurotiomycetes; Eurotiales; Aspergillaceae. The coding region runs from base 1 to 405 and encodes 134 amino acids.
AUGAGGCUCUCGAUGGGCGAAAAGUGCUGCAGAUCAGUAUCAGGACAUCGGCGGGUUGAAGACGAUGCAAGCAUCUACGGUCGCUCGCCCGAUUCCCUCAAACUGGGAUUAGUAACUCGAGCACCGCCCGUGUGCCCGCCAGCGGGCUUUGAUCUUCCGGACAUCAACCCACUCGACCACCGGAUUGCCUUGGCCCUGGCAAUUGAUGUAUCGCAGGAGCUGUCCCUACUUCAGCUAUUCGAGCCCGAGGUGAACCUGGCCGGCCACCCUCGCGUUUGGGAAGCAGCCCAGAAGCUACGUGACGCGCUACGGCAAGCACAGGAGCGGGAGGCAGUGGCGGAGUAUGAGUGGAAGAAGCAAUGGAACAUGCCGCGCAUGGGGAUGCCUUCGUCCCGGUGGGUAUGA